Molecule: messenger RNA, 1560 nt
Organism: Drosophila ficusphila
Lineage: Eukaryota; Metazoa; Arthropoda; Insecta; Diptera; Drosophilidae
Exons: 1
Coding region: 62-1528 (488 amino acids)
Source: RefSeq, a predicted model, not a curated record
UCGAACGCGAAAGUGAAAAGUGGCAUUUCCCCGACCUUGGGACAGUGAGAGUAAAAGUGCAAUGGCGUUGCUCAGGAUUUGCUGCCUGCUCGUCCUGUAUUCGCAAUUGAGUCAGGCGAUCAAGGUGGAUGAUCCCGGCCAGGAGGUGGCCUCCUCCAGUAGCACCUCAAUCCCCCCAGUUUAUAGGGUAUCCAAGCCCGAGCCCAAGCAACCCGAGAAAAGGGUGCCUCCGCACCUGCAGGACAUUCGCACUGGAUAUGUGGACGACGACGCGGGCGAUGUCAUCAGGAUCAUUGAGCCGCCUCAGCAUUUUCAGCAGCUGAAACGACUGCGACAAAGGCAACCUGCCAAGCCACCUGUGGUGUGGGAACAACCUCGAAAACUGGCCACGAAUCGGGUUAAAAUUAUACCCCAGUCGGACCUGCUCACUCAGGAAACACAGCUGCAAAACGCCCCCAAUCAGUUGCAAAUUCCCAUGGAAAUCUUGGCUUCCGUGCGAAAAACAGAGCGUUUGUUGCAGCGUCAAAGGCAAAAGUUGCCUUUGGUGAGACAACGUCAUAUCCAGCGACAAAGUCACACUCUGAUAUCCCAAAAGGCCAUGGAACAGCAGCUCUAUCAUCGUGGCCAACAGCAAAGGCUUAGAGCAGUUUUGAGUCGCAAUCAAGAGCACAAGAGAAACAAAAGGAAUAAGAGGGAUGCUUCGGAGAACCGAAAAGGAGCCUACGAUGUACAAAAGGGUCUUAAGCUGGUGGCUCACAUUGGGGACCUCCUGAAGAAUGCCACCCAGUAUUUACCAGACGAUGCAACCACCACCACCAACGAGGUGAAGAGGUCACCAAUCUGCAGCAAUGCAACUAUUUGCGACAGUCGGCGACGUCGCCAAAGACUUUUUAAACAACACCAAGUCAAGUCAGCGGAGCGGGAAAAAUUAAAGGAGAGGCGGCGCCACUUCCGCAACGAGGCAACAACAACAACAACCGCAGCAACAACAACAACAACAGCCAAGGCGACAACGACAACAACGAGCGGUGGUAAAUCAGUGUUUUCAAGUGCCAAUUCAAUUGCGGCAACUUCCGCAACUCCGUUGGCCAGCCGCCUGGUGAAUUCACGCAAAUCCAAAUCGCCAAAUAACCACCGCAACUUGGGCCGCAGCGAUGACUCCAUACUCUAUGCGGAUGUGAUGACGAACAUACGCAAUUUGUGGCAGGAGCACGAGCUCUUGACGGGACCAAAGUUCAUCGCCCCGGGCGAGGUGGCCAACAACACGGACUACCGGGCCUUGGAUGUGUACCUCAAGGAGUUGGAUGAUCUGGCCAAAAAACUACCCACGGUGGCUCCUAUAACUGGUUUAAAUAAGGAGGAACUGCACAGGCCCACGCCCACUCCGAGUUGGUAUCUGAUUAACUCGGAGGGAGGGAUCUUCGAGACCCGAAUGGAUAGUCAAACCAAACCAUCUUCGUCUCUGUUUCAUCGAUUCCCCGACAUGCCCAACCAAAAUCAGAAUGUGUCCACAUUGGACUUGGAGUAAAUAUUACUCUACUAGUUAUUAUUUAUUUAUUU